This is a messenger RNA of Centropristis striata (black sea bass), 1487 nucleotides long. It is a transcript of the gene higd1a, whose product is annotated as HIG1 hypoxia inducible domain family, member 1A. The record is from RefSeq and is a predicted model, not a curated record. Gene Ontology annotation, biological process: mitochondrial respirasome assembly. Gene Ontology annotation, cellular component: mitochondrion. Bases 136 to 414 code for a protein of 92 amino acids. The transcript is spliced from 4 exons. Lineage: Eukaryota; Metazoa; Chordata; Actinopteri; Perciformes; Serranidae.
GCGAAAGUAGUUACAUCACGUAGCCGGCACACCACUUCCUCCAUACUGUACGUGAUAUCUGAGGACUAAUAAAACAUCUCCGCAUAAUCUCUUUAUUACUACUUUAAACAGCGAAACACUCCUUAAACAGUCAAGAUGUCUGCAUAUGAUGAGAAUGAGUCGAAGUUCAUGCGAAAAGCAAAGGAGAAUCCAUUUGUCCCAGUGGGCAUGGCUGGAUUCUUUGCGAUUGUGGGGUACAGACUGAUGAAAAUGAAGAGCCGGGGAGACACAAAGAUGUCAGUUCACCUGAUCCACAUGCGUGUAGCUGCCCAAGGCUUUGUAGUGGGAGCCAUGACUGUUGGGGUCCUGUAUUCAAUGUACAAAGAGUACAUUGUAAAACCCAGAGAAGAACAGAAGGCACUGGAAAAAAAGUGAACAUGGACUCUUACACUGACGGCUUAUGUCCCUUAAUAUUACCUCAUAUUAAGGUGUGUAGAAAGUUUAUUUUUGCAGAUGUGUCAUAAUUUUUGUAUGCACGCAUCCCUUCAGCAGCUCACUUCCACUGUAAAUAGGCAUAAUUUAUUGAUUACACUUCCUAUCCUCCAAGUGAUAUACAACAUGAUACUUCUGUAAUGAGAAGUAAUUGCUUGUUUUAACACUGGUUACACCCUUUGUGUUUGCAGUUGUAAAUCCAGUUGAUUUGACAUGUGGACAGGUGACAUGACUGAUAGUUUGUUGCCUCUUAUUUGAAAGGCGUGUAAGUGAAAUGUGGAAAACUAGAAUAUCUAGCAAAUAAUUUGAAAACGGUGUGACUAGGCCAAGCCUAGAUUUAAAAAAAUAACUACCAAUAGCAGUUGAACUGAUGCUUUUUUUGUCACUGUUUAUUCUAUUUUCUCACACUAGCUAUAUUAUUUUAUGUAAUAAUGUAAGGAGUUUUGCCAAAUGGGAAGUGCUUGCACCAUAGCCCACUUUUUUAAUGGGCACCCCAGUGCAUUAGGGGUUACUGGAGGCUUUGGUGACCUGUGGUUUACUGACGAGGCCUGUGCUUUCACAGCAUUUAAACAAGGACACCAGUGGCUUGUGACUCACCACAUGAUCAAACACAACAAAUGCAAUCAUGGAAAUUGAUUAAAUAAACUCAUAAAUGUCUCUGGUAGAAAUAAAACUGUGUGAUUUAAUUCAAUAGCUUUUACACAAAUUGACUGUAAUGGCCAAGUCUUGUUUCAUAUUUUUAUCAUUAUAUUGUGAUAAAGAAGGGUCCAAGUUUCAUUACAUAAUUUCACAAAGUCUUCAUGAGACAUGUGAGCUAAACAAACUGAGGUUCACCACAGACUGUGCAGUAAACAACAAAAAAUCACUAUAUAGUCUACCUUGUGAUAUUCUGAAAUAGAUGCCUUGUUAAGUUAUUCACAAAAUUGAGUUUUUAUUGUUGUGUUCAAAUAUAGAACAUGUUGAAUUUGAAAGGAACCUUUUUUUGUGGAAAUAAAAAAAAGACUUGUCAAUCUGAA